This is a messenger RNA of Rhizoctonia solani, 4923 nucleotides long. RefSeq lists its product as uncharacterized. Gene Ontology annotation, molecular function: guanyl-nucleotide exchange factor activity. The record is from RefSeq and is a predicted model, not a curated record. NCBI's taxonomy places the organism in Eukaryota, Fungi, Basidiomycota, Agaricomycetes, Cantharellales, Ceratobasidiaceae. The transcript has 8 exons. The coding region runs from base 1 to 4923 and encodes 1640 amino acids.
AUGCGCCGAGGAAGUCGAUAUAUGGGGGUUAUUCAACACCGGAACGAGUGGCAUAAUGAUGAUGCUUCUGAUUACUCCCAAGAAGAUGACACACGAAAUGCCUCGCCUAUGAUUAGCGCACAUGCACGCUCCUCUAGAGAAAAACCGAGUGGUAUACCUCGACCAGGAGGCCAGGCUUCGAGACCUCCUGUGGCUGUGGAUCCCGCCAGGAGUCGGUCACAAAGCUCAUCCUUCUCCACGGGCUCUUGCGCUACGGAUGAGAGUAUCCCACCUGUGCCUCAAAUCACUCGGAACCGGGGGCGCUCUGGACCUACAGAAAUCACACACGAUCUACAUGAUACUAAUAUCGAUUGUUCCCACAAUCGACCGAAUUCUAGUCUUUCUCGCCGCCCUUCCUCUAUUGCACGUCCACACUAUCGGUCUUACUCGAGAUCCACCCACUUAAGCUCUGAAAUCCUUCCUAUCCCGCCUCUUCCAGACUCAAACUCUGAUGGCGAUAGUAUGCGCGACAUGGAACAAACGCCUAAGAGGGCUUCAUGGGCAAAGGAUCGUCGCCGAUUUGCUACUGCCACUUCUACAGCCACCAAAAGCUCCAAUACGAACAAGGAUUCAGACUUGUUGUCUGCUGAAGAUCUAGGGAGACAGUUUAACCACCCUCCUACCCCUGUUGCGGGCGGACGACAAAGCUCGCUAAAGCCUCCUUCAAACUUCCGAAGUUCCAUCGUACCUCCAAGUGUCACUGCUCCGAUUCCAUCGCGUAUACCUUCUACCUCGACCAAACCUGUUGGGAAACCUCCUAAGACAAGACAGAUCUUGGAGAAUGAAAUAGAUUAUCUAAAUAGCUCUCAUACCAGCUCGUUAACCGAAGGAAGUGUUCGAGAUCGAGCUUUAUCGGUAUCGCACGGAGGUGGAAAAGUACCCCAGGUUGCAUCCCGGCACGCAUUUUCCAAGAUGAAUACAUCAAACCCAUCACGCGCGACCAGCACGAGUCGAACGGAAAAUAUUGGACAGCCCCAGACGACGGCCAAUUGCUUUUCAGGUAGAAACCGCACGUCGCGGGACCGUCAGAGUAUAAUCCACCCAGGCCGUAGAUCCGAUGAGCCCUCCAAGGAAUCUGAGCCUAUUGUUAUCUCGUCGAGACAUGAUACGGAAUUGCCGAUCUCUCCCUUUAAUCAACCAGAUGCACUCGUGAGCAAUCAUGUCCUCCAACAAGACAACGACGACCCACCCAAGUCCGAAGCUAUAUCAUCUCCUGUAGAGACUAUGCUCAUAGGGUCAGCUCCGACUUCUCAGCCAAGUGCUACCCCAAAUUCGAAAUGGGUGCUCACUCCAGCACGCACAACCAACGAAAGUUUGGUCUACGCUCCUCCUAUACAUACAGUUUCCUCAGCGGAAGAAGGCGGGAGGCUCUCAGAACCUUCUCCCAGCAAGGGUACACCCGGUUUGUCUAUCAAGGCGCAGUCUCCUAUCAAUCAGGAGCCUCCUUCGAGUAUCUUUCAACGAUUUACUCGACGUGCAUCGUUCUCUACUAGUAAAAGUCCCAAGGGUGCCAAUGCGUCCAAGAUUCAAUCGACUAGCACCCCAAAAGGAAGGUUGGAAGUAGACCAUAAUGCUGGAGAGUCGCCAUUCGAUCUAGAGCUGGAGACUCCCCGGCCGGUCGCUAGCAUUGGAAGGGGUGCAGGAACCAAUAACGCGACCGCACAGCACGAUUUAUCAGAUCAUCAGAGAAACCGACAGAGUAGCGCAAAUAAAUCAACAUACUGUUACGGCUCUAUGGUCCAGGAUGUUAGAAAGCCUCGUUCCAAAGUUGUGGAGGAAGUUGUGGGGAAUGAUGCUGACAAAUUGGGGAGCCCAUUUAUGGGAGAUGGCAGUCCUCGCUUUGGGAUCGACGAGCGAUUCAGGAGUCCGAAGAAAAGGAACAAGUCCGGUUUAAGGAACCAUACUGUUGUGCUAAAUGAUGACAGGUCUCAGGAAUUACUCGAAUAUUAUGGACAUGGGAUCGUAGAGCCUGAGAAUGCAGCCAACUACUUUAUUGAAGGGCUCCCGAUCGGCACUGUGCUAUCCAGUCCUGGAAACGGCUCAACAGCGCAGACGCCUAAAGGAACAAUCCCCUCAUCACCAAUGGUUCUAAGUAAGAAACGAAGCCAAUAUAACUACAAUGGUCGAACGCGUCCUGCCGUUGGGGCGAUUCCCAAACAAGAAGGUUCCAAGAGGAUUUUAGAAGUUAUAAACACAAGCUCAGAUGAUCGCGCCCCAAUUGCCAAGCCCGGAUCUCGCAGCUCCUCGUCUGUGCCUCCGCCCAUUAUUACCCGUACCUCCGUUACUUCUCUGGAUUCUUCCACGCGCUCUGAGUUUUCGGAAUCUUCUGAUCAAGAAUCGGGUGGGCGCAACCAACUGAGUGCCAAUAAUUACCAAGAGGAAAACGAAUCAAGAGGAAGUAGAACCCCAACAAAUGUGAGGUUUGCACCUGAGCUCACGAUACAUGAAUCCAGCGACUCGGGACAUAAGCUACCGGCGGAAGACCUUCAAGUCCACCCAGCCAGUCAUAAAAUAUCGCCCGGAGUGAAUGGGAGGCUAGUCCACAGGGUGUCUCAGCUUCCGAUCCCAAGGCAAAGAAAAACUAAUAGCGCUCUGUUUCGGGCACUCGAGCAGCCUUACAAUAGCUCUUCCUCUACUACAGUGGCAUCCUUGGACUCAUCUCCAACUUCCGGAGAGUCAAACAGUGCUAGUGAUGCCAAGACCAGCUCGGGUUAUAUGACCACUGGAACAUCCAUGGAGGGCCUUCAUACUGCUUCUAGUAUCGGGUCGUCUCUCGAUGGGCGUGCCGUAGGCGACAUUCGCUGGUCGGAUACGCAAGAACUUAGUGGAGCUGCAGCAGCAUUGUUUCAUAAUAUCGAGCGAACUCACUCUGGAAGAUCUGCUAAGCCUAUUUCAGAGGAUUCUGAAAAAGAGUCCCUAAGUGUUAAUGCUGACGAGACGAACUAUGGAUUUAACAAGGAGAGUGAUGAAUCGAAUCACUAUUGGAGCGAGAAUUCGUCAGGGCUCAAUCUCGAUGAUCUUCAACGGGACAGCUACGGGAAACGGAGGAUGUCAACACAGGACAAGCGUAAGGCAAUUCACGAAUCAUGGCGUGCCAGCUUGGAGGACAUCGAAUUUAAACGACUGGAGAAAGCCUAUGAGCCCACGGAAUUGUGUCGACAAGAGCUAAUAUGGGAGUUCCACCAGAGCGAGCGAAUGUUUGUGGAGACUAUGCGCACAUUAAUUCGCCUCUUUUUCCAGCCGUUGCGUACUCAGGAUCAGAGGAAAUGGAUUACUGGACUUUCUCCCGAAGUCACGAAGCUGUUUGACUGGCUGGACGAUAUCGCCCAUUUGCACGAACAACUUCUGGAUGCCUUGGAAACUAUGCGGCAGGACCACGAACAAGUGAUAAUUCUCUUCUCCGAAACUGUUCAGCCUUUCAUCCCGUUGAUGGAACUCUACCAGCCCUACGUUGUACGCAUGGAUGAAACAGUCAAGCAAAUAUCCGCAAUGACCCUUGAUUCAAGCAGCCACUUUGGCGAGUUUGUUCGGAUGAAACAUGCGUUGGCCGACUGCGAAGAUAGCUUGGAAGACAUGAUAAAGAGACCCUUGUCGCGCGUUCGAGAAUAUAUUCAUUUCUUUGAGACAUUAUUAACAUUUACGCCGAGGACACACCCCGACCACUUUUCUUGUUUCUCGCUGCUUCAUUCGAUGGAUGGCAUGAUGCAGGUGCUCGAUGAAGUCAAGACACGAGAAGAAGAAUACGAGCUUACCAAGAGUUUGCUGAGUCGAGUUAGUGGCCUGCCUUCCCAGUUCGUAGCCGCUACGCGAGAAAAUCGUCUGUUGGCACAAGGGCCACUCACCCGAGUCCACGUUAAUAAGGAAGGAUGCUCUAGUGGACAGUCGGCCUCGACUACACGCCAAUCUGGAACAUUUGUUGGACACCAAUCUCGCAAUCGCUCAGGUUCACGUUCGAUAAUCGGAUCAUCCUCAACAGAUUCCUCGCGCCGCUCGACUUCCUCCUGCAGCACUGGCCUCAGAAACGCUUCCACUGACUACCAUACGCAUUUCACCUCGGCUACUAGUUCAAGCGUAAAUGUUUCACGAAACAGUCUCCAAGUCAGUAGGCUGGCAUUCGGUGCACGCUCUCAGAUUGCCAGCGUUCAUGCAUCUAAGUCGCGUCCUAAAUCCCCUGGUAUCGAUUGCUCGGGUGAAACUGAGAUGUAUGUUCUCGUAUUCACCAAUUAUAUUAUCCUCACAAAGAGAGUUAUGGUCGGUGGUUUAUCUCGGAGUCCUAUGCAAUCCUCAGAUAAUCAAUGGGAUACUCUCGAGUCUUUGGGCGUGUUUCGACUUUUAGGUGUUACCGAUUAUCAUGGGCGCUAUGGACAUGAGUACCUGAUCUCGUUGGACUUGGCGCCAAUUUCCGAUACUGGUCUCGACGAUAUCGACUUCCCACUAUUUUUGGGGAUCACUUCUCAGGAAAACAAGACGCACGAUGGGAUACAAGGCCUUCAAAAAAUAUGUCAGCAGUGGUUCAUUUCUUUCCAACAAUGUUAUUUGCACACGCUGCGGUCCAUUUCGUUCCCAUCGCAAUCCGGAGUUGCCACCAUUAGUAUGGAUCGAAUUGAGCCAUCUAUUUCCAGUGAAAUUAGAUUCCCCAAGAGCCCUUCUCAGCAACUGGAGCGUACAGUGAAGCGCAAGGAGGCAAGGCUACCGCCCCUUGGUAAUGCGGAGGAGGAACGAGAGGAAAGGGAAUUCUGGACCGAGAGAUUUAACGCGAUCAGUCGCGAGAUGAAACAAUCGUACGAGGGUAUCUCUCGCUCCACAACUGCCGAAGCGUCCGCCUCCAAGCUCACCGAAUCUAAUGGAAUUGUGCGGUUCCGUUCGUCGAACACCUUCAUUUGA